GCAUCAGCGUCAUCAUCUCCAGUACGAGGCGGUCUGCACCUGCACCAGAGAAGAAGAAGAAGAUGCUGCUCGUCUCAUUUUUAAUAAGAAUUGUUUCGAUAAUUUAAUGUUUUUUAUUAUUCUUUCGAUGUCAGUGAUGUGUGUGUUGGUUAAGUUUAGUUGAGAUUUGACGUUGUUAUUCGCUGCCAGUCAGUGUGUUUAGGGCGUGACGUUGACGAACACUCAGUCAGAGAUAUAAAAUAACGGUACUUGAAUAACAUUAACAUGAAGACGAUAAAUCUACUGUGUGUUAUCUUUUUAUUCAUCAACGGUGUGUUUGGUGCUGAAGUGAUGGAGGGAGAUUCUGUUACUCUACACACUGAUACUAAACUACAGAGAGAUGAUCUGAUACUAUGGAGGUUUAAAGAUGUAAAUGACCCCAUAGCUACACUUGACAGAGCAGAAAAUAAAAUCUCAUAUGGUACUGAUGGGAGAUUCAAAGGCAGACUGAAGCUAAGUGCUCAUACUGGUGAUCUCACCAUCACAAACAUCACAACCCAACACUCUGGGGAUUAUCAACUAGACAUCAAUGGAGAUGAUAUUACAACAAAGAAAUUCAAUGUUAUUGGUGUGAUUAACCCAGAAUCAGAUCAACUAAAGUCAGUGUCAGUAAAGGAUGGAGAUUCUGUUACUCUACUGGCUGAUGUUCCUGAUAUCAAGAAAUAUGAUGUGAUACAGUGGAGGUUUCAAGGGAUUCGUAUAGCUGAAUUCAAUAAAUCAGCCAGUGAUCUAUUAGAAGAUAAAAAAUUUAAAGACAAACUGCAGCUGGAUGUUCAGACUGGAUCUCUUAAAAUCAGAAACAUCAGAACAGAUCUCUCUGGAUUUUAUGAAGUAGAGAUCAGCAGCACCAGCAGCAGUUAUACCAUACAUCAGUCAUUCACAGUUACUGUCCGUGGUGAAGUGAAGUCAGUGUCAGUGAUGAAGGGUGAUCCUGUCACAAUAAAGACUGAUGUUCCUGACAUUAAAAGCUAUGAUCAGAUACUGUUGAUUUUUGGGUGUGAUGAAAAACGGAUUGCUGAAGCCAAUAAACAGAACAAAAAGUUCACUCUAUAUGGAAGAAUCAAAGGCAGGCUGAAGCUGAACGAUCAGACUGGAGAUCUCACCAUCACAGACAUCAGAACUGAAGAUACUGGACUUUAUGAACUGAAGAUGAGUAGCAAAAGAAGAACCAUUCAGAGGAGAUUCAGUGUUAUUAUCAGUGGAGGUCAGUCUUCAGGUGCUAUAGCAGGAAUAUCUGUUUUCAUCCUCCUGCUUAUUGCUGCUCUUAUUGCUGGUGGGAUUUACUAUCACCGUAAGAUCAAAGCAGAAAAAGAAAAACGGGAUGUAAUAAAAAUAGUGGAAGUGGAUGAGGGGAAAUCUGUUGAUCUGAAGACUGAAGUUGAUACUGACCUACAGACAGUUGAUGUGAUAGAGUGGAGAUUUGGAGAAACUCUCAUAGCUGAAAUCAAUCCUGUAAACAAAAUCCCCAUUACAAAUGAUGGUGCAUUCGGAGGUAAACUGAAGCUGAAUGAUCAGACUGGAGAUCUCACCAUCGAUGACAUCAGACAGAAACACACUGGAGAUUAUACACUGAAGAUCAUCAGACAUGGUGAACCCUCAUACACGAGAUUCAGUGUGUUUGUCAGAGCUAAUGUAGAAGAACUGGGAGUGAAUGAAGAAGAAUCUGUCGAUCUGAAGACUGAUCUUACUGACAUACAGAGAGAUGAUGUGAUAGAGUGGAGAUUUGGAAAUAAAGAAACUCUCAUAGCUCAAAUCAGUUCUGCUCUCAAAAGCCCCAGUACAUAUGAUAAAGGUCUAUUCAGAGAUAAACUGAAGCUGAAUCCUCAGACUGGAGAUCUCAACAUCAGUGACAUUAGAUGGGAACACUCUGGAUUUUAUAAACUGAAGAUCAUCAGAGGUGGAAAAACAUCAUACAAGACAAUAUCUGUGUCUGUCAGAUGUGAAACAAAAAUACUGAAAGUGGAUGAGUGGAAAUCUGCUGAUCUGAAGACUAAACUUUUUGACAUAAAGACAGGUGAUCUGAUAGAGUGGAGAUCUGGAGAAACUCUAAUAGCUCAAAUCAAUUCUGCCCGCAAAACCUUCAUUACAUAUGAUGGUGAUGAUGAUCUAUUCAGAGAUAAACUGAAGCUGAAUCGUCAGACUGGAGAUCUCACCAUCAAUGACAUCAGACAGAAACAUGAUGGAGUUUAUACACUGAAGAUUAUCAGAGAUGGGGAAAUAUCAGAGAAGAGAUUUAGUGUGUUUGUCAGAGGUGAUGUUGAAGUACUGCGAGUGAAUGAAGAAGAAUCUGUCGAUCUGAAGACUGAAGUUACUGACAUACAGAGAGUUGAGAAGAUAGAGUGGAGAUUUGGAGAUAAAGAAACUCUCAUAGCUGAAAUCAAUCCUGCAAACAAGAUCUUCAGUACAUCUGAUAAAGGUCUAUUUAGAGAUAAACUGAAGCUGAAUGAUCAAACUGGAGAUCUCAACAUCAGUGACAUCAGAUGGGAACACUCUGGAGUUUAUAAACUGAAGAUCACCAGAGGUGGAAAAACCUCAUACAAGACAAUAUCUGUGUCUGUCAGAUGUGAAACAAAAACACUGGAAGUGGAUGAGUGGAAAUCUGUUGAUCUGAAGACUAAAGCUAAUGACAUAAAGAAUGAUGAUGUGAUAGAGUGGACAUUUGGAGAAACUCUCAUAGCUAAAAUCAAUCCUGCCAACAAGAUCUUCAAUACAUAUGAAGGUGAUUAUGGUGAAUUCAAAGGUAAACUGAAGCUGAAUCCUCAGACUGGAGAUCUCAACAUUAGUGGCAUCAGACAGAAACACAAUGGAGUUUAUACACUGAAGAUCAUCAGAGAUGGAAAAACCUUAGACAGGAGAUUCAGAGUGUUUGUCAGAGGUAAUGUAGAAGAACUGCGAGUGAAUGAAGAAAAAUCUGUCAGUCUGAAGACUGAAGUUACUAAAAUACAGAAAGAUGAUGUGAUAGAGUGGAGAUUUGGAGAUAAAGAAACUCCCAUAGCUCAAAUGAAUUCUGCAAACAGGAUCUUCAGUACAUCUGAUAAAGGUCUAUUCAGAGAUAAACUGACGCUGAAUCCUCAGACUGGAGAUCUCAACAUCAAUGACAUCAGAUGGGAAAACACAGGAGUUUAUAAACUGAAGAUCAUAAGAGGUGGAAAAACCUCAUACAAGACAAUAUCUGUGUCUGUCAGAUGUGAAACAAAAACACUGGAAGUGGAUGAAGGGAAAUCUGCUGAUCUGAAGACUGAAGUUAAAAUCAUAAAGAAAGAUGAUGAGAUAGAGUGGAGAUUUGGAGAUAAAGAAACUCUCAUAGCUAAAAACAACCAUGCCCGCAAAACCUUCAGUACAUAUGAUGGUGAUUAUGAUCUAUUUAAAGAUAAACUGAAGCUGAAUGAUAAGACUGGAGAUCUCACCAUCAAUGACAUCAGAGAGAAACACACUGGAGUUUAUAAACUGAAGAUCAUCAGAGAUGGAGAAACUUCAGAAAGGAAAUUCAGAGUGUUUGUAAGAGAUGAAAUAAAAACACUGGAAUUGGAUGAAGGGAAAUCUGUUGAUCUGAAGACUGAAUUUGCUGACAUAAACAGAGAUGAUCUGAUAGAGUGGACAUUUGGAAAAACUCCUAUAGCUGAAAUCAAACCUGUCAACAAUAUCUUCAGUAAAUCUAAUGAUGAUCUAUUCAAAGAUAAACUGAAGCUGAAUCCUCAGACUGGAGAUCUCAACAUCAAAGACAUCAGACAGGAACACAAAGGAGUUUAUACACUGAAGAUCAUCAGAGGUGAAGAAACCUUAUACAGGAGAUUCAGUGUAUUUGUCAGAGGUAAUGUAGAAGUACUGCGAGUGAAUGAAGAAGAAUCUGUCAAUCUGAAGACUGAAGUUAAAGACAUACAGAGAGAUGAUGUGAUAGAGUGGAGAUUUGCAGAUAAUGGAACUCCCAUAGCUGAAAUCAAUCCUGCAAACAAGAUCUUCAGUACAUAUGAUAAAGGUCUAUUCAGAGAUAAACUGGAGCUGAAUCCUCAGACUGGAGAUCUCAACAUCAGUGACAUCAGACAUGAACACACUGGAGUUUAUAAACUGAAGAUCAUCAGAGGUGGAAAAACAUCAUACAAGACAAUAUCUGUGUCUGUCAGAUGUGAAACAAAAACACUGGAAGUGGAUGAGUGGAAAUCUGCUGAUCUGAAGACUGAAGUUAAAGACAUAAAGAAAGAUGAUGUGAUAGAGUGGAGAUUUGGAGAAACUCUUAUAGCUAAAAUCAAUCCUGCCAACAAUAUCUUGAGUACAUAUGAUGGUGGUUAUGGUGAAUUCAAAGGUAAACUGAAGCUGAAUCAUCAGACUGGAGAUCUCACCAUCAAAAACAUCAGACAGAAACACACUGGAGUUUAUAAACUGAAGAUCAUCAGAGAUGGAGAAACCUCAGAAAGGAAUUUCAGAGUGUUUGUCAUAGGUAAAGUAGAAGAACUGAGCGUGAAUGAAGAAGAAUCUGUCAGUCUGAAGACUGAAGUUACUAAAAUACAGAAAGAUGAUCUGAUAGAGUGGAGAUUUGGAGAUAAAGAAACUCCCAUAGCUAAAAUCAAUUCUGGAAACAAAAUCUUCAGUCCAUCUGAUAAAGGUCUAUUCAGAGAUAAACUGACGCUGAAUGGUCAAACUGGAGAUCUCAACAUCAAUGACAUCAGAUGGGAACACACUGGAGUUUAUAAACUGAAGAUCAUCAGAGAUGGAAAAACAUCAUACAAGACAAUAUCUGUGUUUGUCAGACGUGAAACAAAAACACUGGAAGUGGAUGAGUGGAAAUCUGCUGAUCUGAAGACUAAAGUUAAAGACAUAAAGAGAGAUGAUGUGAUAGAGUGGAGAUUUGGAGAAACUCUUAUAGCUAAAAUCAAUACUGCCAACAAUAUCUUGAGUACAUAUGAUGGUGGUUAUGGUGAAUUCAAAGGUAAACUGAAUCUGAAUGAUCAGACUGGAGAUCUCACCAUCAAUGGCAUCAGACAGAAACACACUGGAGUUUAUACACUAAAGAUCAUCAGAGAUGGAGAAACCUCAGACAGGAGUUUCAGUGUGUUUGUCAGAGGUAAAGUAGAACAACUGCGAGUGAAUGAAGAAGAAUCUGUCGAUCUAAAGACUGAAGUUACUGACAUAAAAGAAGGUGAUGUGAUAGAAUGGAGAUUUGGAGAUAAAGAAACUCUCAUAGCUGAAAUCAAUCCUGCCAACAAAAGCCCCCAGCCAUCUGAUAAAGGUCUAUUCAGAGAUAAACUGAAGCUGAAUGAUCAGACUGGAGAUCUCAAAAUCAAAGACAUCAGAUGGGAACACACUGGAGUUUAUAAACUGAAGAUCACCAGAGAAGGAAAAACAUCAUACAAGACAAUAUCUGUCUCUGUCAAAUGUGAAACAAAAACACUGGAAGUGGAUGAGUGGAAAUCUGUUGAUCUGAAGACUGAAGUUAAAGACAUAAAGAGAGAUGAUGUGAUAGAGUGGAGAUUUGGAGAAACUCUUAUAGCUAAAAUCAACCUUGCAAACAAAAGCCCCACUACAUAUAAUGAUGAUCUAUUUCAAGAUAAACUGAACUUGAAUAAUCAGACUGGAGAUCUCAACAUCAAAGACAUCAGAGAGAAACACACUGGAGUUUAUAAACUGAAGAUCAUCAGAGAUGGAAAAACCAUAGUCAGGAAAUUCAGAGUGUUUGUCAGAGGUAAAGUAGAACAACUGCGAGUGAAUGAAGAAGAAUCUGUCGAUCUAAAGACUGAAGUUACUGACAUAAAUGAAGAUGAUGUGAUAGAAUGGAGAUUUGGAGAUAAAGAAACUCUCAUAGCUGAAAUCAAUCCUGCCAACAAAAGCCCCCAGCCAUCUGAUAAAUGUAUAUUCAGAGAUAAACUGAAGCUGAAUGAUCAGACUGGAGAUCUCAAAAUCAAAGACAUCAGAUGGGAACACUCUGGAGUUUAUAAACUGAAGAUCACCAGAGGUGGAAAAACAUCAUACAAGACAAUAUCUGUGUCUGUCAGAUGUGAAACAAAAACACUGGAAGUGGAUGAGUGGAAAUCUGUUGAUCUGAAGACUGAAGUUAAAGACAUAAAGAGAGAUGAUGUGAUAGAGUGGAGAUUUGGAGAAACUCUCAUAGCUAAAAUCAACCUUGCAAACAAAAGCCGCACUACAUAUAAUGAUGAUCUAUUUCAAGAUAAACUGAACUUGAAUAAUCAGACUGGAGAUCUCAACAUCAAAGACAUCAGAGAGAAACACACUGGAGUUUAUAAACUGAAGAUCAUCAGAGAUGGAAAAACCAUAGUCAGGAAAUUCAGAGUGUUUGUCAGAGGUAAUGUAGAAGUACUGCGAGUGAAUGAAGAAGAAUCUGUCGAUCUGAAGACUGAAGUUACCGACAUACAUAAAGUUGAUCUGAUAGAGUGGAGAUUUGGAGAUAAAGAAACUCCCAUAGCUGAAAUCAAUCCUGCCAACAAGAUCUUCAGUACAUCUGAUAAAGGUUUAUUUAGAGAUAAUCUACAGCUGAAUCCUCAGACUGGAGAUCUCACCAUCAAUGACAUCAGAUGGGAACACUCUGGAGUUUAUACACUGAAGAUCACCAGAGGAGGAAAAACAUCAUACAAGACAAUAUCUGUGUCUGUCAGAUGUGAAACAAAAAUACUGGAAGUGGAUGAGGGAAAAUCUGCGGAUCUGAAGACUGAAGUUACUGACAUAAAGAAAAAUGAUGUGAUAGAGUGGAGAUUUGGAGAAACUCUUAUAGCUAAAACCAAUCCUGCCAACAAAAGCCCCAGUACACCUGACAAAGAAAAACUGAAGCUGAAUGAUCAGACUGGAGAUCUCAACAUUAAUAACAUCAGACAGAAACAAACUGGAGUUUAUAAACUGAAGAUCAUCAGUGGUGGAAAAACCUCAGUCAGGAGAUUCUAUCUGUCUGUCAGAGGUAAUGUAGAAGAACUGCGAGUGAAUGAAGAACAAUCUGUUGAUCUGAAGACUGAAGUUACUGACAUAAAGGAAGGUGAUCUGAUAGAGUGGAGAUUUGGAGAUAAAGAAACUCCCAUAGCUCAAAUCAAUCAUUCCCUUAAAAGCUUCAGUACAUCUGAUAAAGGUCUAUUCAGAGAUAAACUGACGCUGAAUCAUCAAACUGGAGAUCUCACCAUCAAAGACAUCAGAUGGGAACACUCUGGGGUUUAUAAACUGAAGAUCACCAGAGGAGGAAAAGCAUCAUACAAGACAAUAUCUGUGUCUGUCAGAUGUGAAACAAAAACACUGGAAGUGGAUGAGGGGAAAUCUGCUGAUCUGAAGGCUGAAGUUAAAAACAUAAAGAGAGAUGAUGUGAUAGAGUGGAGAUUUGAAGAAACUCCCAUAGCCACAAUCAACCAUGCAAACAAAAGCCCCAUUACAUAUGAUGAUCUAUUCAAAGAUAAAUUGAAUCUGAAUCGAGAAACUGGAGAUCUCACCAUCAAUAACAUCAGACAGAAACACACUGGAGUUUAUACACUGAAGAUCACCAGAGAUGGAGAAACCUCAGACAGGAGUUUCAGAGUGUUUGUCAGAGGUAAUGUAGAAGAACUGCGAGUGAAUGAAGAAGAAUCUGUUGAUCUGAAGGCUGAAGUUACUGACAUACAGAGAGUUGAGAUGAUAGAGUGGCGAUUUGGAGAUAAAGAAACUCUCAUAGCUGAAAUCAAUCCUGCAAACAAUAUCUUCAGUACAUCUGAUAAAGGUCUAUUCAGAGAUAAACUGAAGCUGAAUCGUCAGACUGGAGAUCUCACCAUCAGUGACAUCAGAUGGGAACACUCUGGAGUUUAUACACUGAAGAUCACCAGAGGAGGAAAAACAUCAUACAAGACAAUAUCUGUGUCUGUCAGAUGUGAAACAAAAACAGUGGAAGUGGAUGAGGGGAAAUCUGCUGAUCUAAAGACUAAAGUUAAAGAAAUAAAGACAGAUGAUCUGAUAGAGUGGAGAUUUGGAGAAACUCUCAUAGCCAAAAUCAACUCAAACAAAAGCCCCAUUACAUAUGAUGAUGCAUUCAGAGGUAAACUGGAGCUGAAUCCAAAGACUGGAGAUCUCAACAUCAAAAACAUCAGACAGGAACACGCUGGAGUUUAUACACUGAAGAUCAUCAGAGAUGGAGAAACCUCAGACAGGAGUUUCAGAGUGUUUGUCAGAGGUAAUGUAGAAGAACUGCGAUUGAAUGAAGAAGAAUCUGUCAAUCUGAAGACUGAAGUUAAAGAAAUACACAGAGAUGAUCUGAUAGAAUGGAGAUUUGGAGAUAAAGAAACUCUCAUAGCUGAAAUCAAUCCUGCCAACAAAAGCCCCAGUCCAUAUGAAAAUAAAGGUCUAUUCAGAGAUAAACUGAAGCUGAAUCCAAAGACUGGAGAUCUCACCAUCAGUGACAUCAGAUGGGAACACGCUGGAGUUUAUAAACUGAAGAUCACCAGAGGAGGAAAAACAUCAUACAAGACAAUAUCUGUGUCUGUCAGAUGUGAAACAAAAAUACUGGAAGUGGAUGAGAGGAAAUCUGUUGAUCUGAAGACUAAAGUUAAAGACAUAAAGAAAGGUCAUGUGAUAGAGUGGAGAUUUGGAGAAACUGUCAUAGCCACAAUCAACCAUGCAAACAAAAGCCCCAUUACAUAUGAUGGUGCAUUCAGAGAUAAACUGAAGCUGAAUCCAAAGACUGGAGAUCUCACCAUCAAUGACAUCACAUGGCUACUAACUGGAGAUUAUAAAUUGAAGAUCAUCAGAGAUGGAGAAACCUCAGACAGAAGAUUUAGAGUGUCUGUCAGAUGUAAUGUAGAAGAACUGCGAGUGAAUGAAGAAGAUUCUGUUGAUCUGAAGACUGAAGUUAAUGAAAUACAGAAAGAUGAUGGGAUAGAAUGGAGAUUUGGAGAUAAAGAAACUCUCAUAGCUGAAAUCAAUCAUGCAGACAAUAUCUUCAAUACAUCUGAUAAAGGUCUAUUCAGAGAUAAACUGAAGCUGAAUCGUGAAACUGGAGAUCUCACCAUCAGUGACAUCAGAUGGGAACACACUGGAGUUUAUAAACUAAAGAUCAUCAGAGAUGGAAAAACAUCAUACAAGACAAUAUCUGUGUCUGUCAGAUGUGAAACAAAAACACUGGAAGUGGAUGAGGGGAAAUCUGUUGAUCUGAAGACUGAAGUGAACAUACGGAGAGUUGAUCUGAUAGAGUGGAGAUUUGAAGAAACUCCCAUAGCUAAAAUCAAUCCUGCAAACAAUAUCUUCAGUACAUAUGAUGGUGAUGAUGGUCUAUUCAGAGAUAAACUGAAGCUGAAUCCUCAGACUGGAGAUCUCAACAUCAAUGACAUCAGACAGAAACACACUGGAGUUUAUAAACUGAAGAUCAUCAGAGAUGGAGAAACCUCAUACAAGAGAUUCAGUGUGUUUGUCAGAGGUGAAACAGAAACACUGAAAGUGGAUGAGUGGAAAUCUGUUGAUCUGAAGACUGAAGUUACUGACAUAAAGAGAGAUGAUCUGAUAGAGUGGAGAUUUGGAUUUAGAGAAACUCUCAUAGCUGAAAUCAAUCCUGCCAACAAUAUCUUCAGUACAUAUGAUGGUGAUGAUGGUCUAUUCAGAGAUAAACUGAAUCUGAAUCAUAAGACUGGAGAUCUCACCAUCAAAAGCAUCACAUGGAAACACAAUGGAGAUUAUAUACUGAAGAUCAUCAGAGAUGGAGAAACAUCAUACAGGAGAUUCAGAGUGUCUUUCUACAAUACACAACUGAAUGUGGGUGAGGGGAAAUCUGUUGAUCUGAAGACUGAAGUUAAAGACAUAAAGAGAGAUGAUCUGAUAGAGUGGACAUUUGGAAAAACUAUCAUAGCUAAAAUCAAUCCUGUAAACAAUAUCUUCAAUACAUAUAAGGGUGGUGAUGAUCUAUUCAAAUAUAAACUGAAGCUGAAUCCUCAGACUGGAGAUCUCAACAUCAAAGAAAUUAGACAGAAACACACUGGAGUUUAUAUACUGAAGAUCAUCAGAGAUGGAAAAACCUCAGACAAGAGAUUCUUUGUGUCUAUCAAAGAUAAUGUAGAAACACUGCAAGUGGAUGAAGAAAAAUCUGUUACUCUAAAGACUGAAGUUACUGACAUACAAAGAGUUGAUCUGAUAGAGUGGAGAUUUGGAGAAACUCUCAUAGCUAAAAUAAAUCCUGCAAACAAUAUCUUCAGAAAAUUUUAUGGUGAUUAUGGAGAAUUCAGAUAUAAACUGAAGGUGAAUCAUCAGACUGGAGAUCUCAACAUCAAUGACAUCAGAUGGCAACAGGAUGGAGUUUAUUUACUGAAGAUCAUCAGAGAUGGAGAAACCUCAUACAAGAGAUUCAGUGUGUCUGUCAGAUUUGCAAUACUGAAAGUGGAUGAGGGAGAAUCUGUCAAUCUGAAGGCUGAAGUUAAAAACAUAAAGAGAGAUGAUGUGAUAGAGUGGAGAUUUAAAGAAACUCUCAUAGCUCAAAUCAAUCCUGUCAACAAUAUCUUCAGUACAUAUGAUGGUGAUGAUGAUCUAUUCAGAGAUAAACUGAAGCUGAAUCAUCAGACUGGAGAUCUCAACAUCAAUGACAUCAGACUGGAACACACUGGAGUUUAUGAACUGAAGAUCACCAGAGAUGGAGAAACCUCAGACAGGAGAUUAUUUGUGUCUGUCACUGAGAAAACAAAAGAACUGAAGGUGAAUAAGGGGAAAUCUGUUGAUCUGAAGACUGAAGUUAAAGACAUAAAGAGAGGUGAUCUGAUAGAGUGGAGAUUUAGAAAAAAUCUCAUAGCUCAAAUCAAUCCUGCAAACAAAAGCCCCAUUACAUAUGAUGAUGCAUUCAGAGGUAAACUGAAGCUGAAACCUCAGACUGGAGAUCUCACCAUCAAUGACAUCAGAGAGGAACACUCUGGAGUUUAUUUACUGAAGAUCACCAGAGGAGGAAAAAUCUCAUACAUGAGAUUCAAAGUGUCUGUCAUGGAUAAUUUAGAAACACUGGAAGUGGAUGAGGGGAAAUCUGUUGAUCUGAAGGCUGAAGUGAACAUACAUUAUGUUGAUCUGAUAGAGUGGAGAUUUGAAAAAACUCUCAUAGCUGAAAUCAAUCCUGCCAACAAGAUCUUCAGUACAUAUGAUGGUGAUGAUGAUGAAUUCAGAGAUAAACUGAAGCUGAAUCAUCAGACUGGAGAUCUCAACAUCAGUGACAUCAGAUGGGAACAUGAUGGAGUUUAUAAACUGAAGAUCAUCAGAGGUGGAAAACCAUCAUACAGGAGUUUCGAAGUGAUUGUCAGAUCUUCCAGAGGAGAAGAUUCAGUGGAGAAGAGAGGAGGAGAUUCAGUGGAGAAGAGAGGAGGAGAUUCAGUGGGGAUAGAGAUGGAUCCGUUGUUGAAUAAUAGCAGUCAGUAGCAGUGAUGUUUCUCCAGUUUAACACCAUCAACAUUACGAACACAUCAGCAUCACAUCACUUAUAAUUAAAGAAAAACAUUUACCUUUGAUUCGCCUUACAUAGAAACAUUUCAAUAUCUUGAAUAAAUGAAGCUAAUAGAAUUAUAAAUAUAGUAAAAGUCAAUCAAUUAAAAUUAAAGUUGAUGAAACACAUCUGCUGUUCACACUGAUCUACAGAUAAACUGAUAUUAUUUUAAACAUAAAUUUCAGAUUUCAUAUCCAUUUCAAGAUGCAGACAUUGUGUACUGCAUGUAAUAUUUGCUGUCUCAUACAGCUAGUAAAGUGUUAUAAAAUCAAAAGCCUAAAUAUAUCUAUAUCUACACUGAAAAAAAUAAUGUGUUAAUUUUUUACACAUUGGGUGUGUCAUGCCACAUGCCACAGUAUUUCAAAACAGUGAAUGGUUUAAAUGAGUAAAUGUGAACCUGUAAAUGAAACUGUGUGUUGUUGUUAACCUGAUGAUCUUCUGAUCUUCACUUCUAGUUAGUGUCUAACCAGUGGUCAAUUUUCUAUCCCAUAAUGCCACAGGGGCAGAUGAGCCAUCAGAUUUAUAAAGUGAAACAUAUGAAUACCUGUGAACUGGAAUCAUUUAAUUGUUUUGUAGUUGUGUUGUGUUCCUCUAGUUUAUUUGAUAAUGUGUGACGCUAACAUCAACUGUAGCUUUUACUUCUCUCUUAUUGGUUUAUUAGUGAAUCUUAACAGAUAUUAGCUGUGCAUAAAUGCUUUUAUGUUCAAAUGUAUGAGCUACAGGUAACAAAAACAUUAUUCAUGUGGUAAAAUUGUUCAGAUCAACAUAUUGUUAACAUAUUAUAAUGGAAUGUAUUUAUACUAAACACUUUUUGAGAAGUAAAUAGUGAUCAUAGUCUGUAAAGUACACAGAUUUAGCUCAUGUAGCUCAUGUGUCUCAGUUUAAAGAGAGAAAGUGUUUGUGUUGAAGAAUCUAGAAAUUAGACUUUGAUGAUUCAGUGUUACAUUGACUGUUUUUAAGCUAUAUUAUUUUAGCUUUUUUUAAGCUUUGCCAAAUGUUUAUAUUCUAAAUUCUGUGCCAUGUUUUAUUAUUAUGUAACCACGUUUGCUAUAGUAAAUAACUACUUAUUUACAUUUUGUUACUGUAUAUUAAUAUUGUUUGUUUAUUGAGAGACUUUGUCUAAGACCGUGAGACAUAUUUAAUGUGAUCUGAAUGUAGACUGAAUAUGUUUUCAUGUGGACAGAUCUGUACAGUACAUUACACAACCUUUUGUGUUUUUUAUUAUUGUGAAACUGCAUGAUGCAUCGAUUUAUGGCACUUAAUUCAAAGCUUGCACUAAACCCAGAAAAAUUUUGAAGUCCUACACUUAAAUCUAUUUUAGUUUGUUCUUCUCUGAACAUUAUGUGUACUGUAACAGCUUUUAUAUGAUACAUCACUCAUGAUAUAUGAAUAUGAUUUUUUUAUAUAAAAGCAUCUGAUAAAAGUCACAGUGCCUUUUUAUUUAUGUGAGUCAUUUAAUAUAAAUAUUAUCACUCUUA
Molecule: messenger RNA, 12915 nt
Organism: Paramisgurnus dabryanus
Lineage: Eukaryota; Metazoa; Chordata; Actinopteri; Cypriniformes; Cobitidae
Source: RefSeq, a predicted model, not a curated record